Messenger RNA from Lactuca sativa (garden lettuce), 1047 nucleotides. NCBI's taxonomy places the organism in Eukaryota, Viridiplantae, Streptophyta, Magnoliopsida, Asterales, Asteraceae. The record is from RefSeq and is a predicted model, not a curated record.
AUGGCGAGCUUUAAUCUCAAUUUGAUGACCUUGUUUUCUCAUCUGUUAGGAUCAUCGACCAAAAUUCCAAUGCUAAUUCCUGAAUACUAUGAUCAGUGGGUUGAUUGUUUGGAGGAUUAUCUGAAUGGUCUUGAUGAAGAAUUGUGGUCGUGUAUCUCUAGAAAUGUCAAUCCUCCGGCGAAUGUUCAACCAAUUGGAUCAUCUUCUGGACGUUCUGUUUUUGAAAAUCAAUUUGAUCGUCUGAAGAAACUAGAGAAAAGGUGUGUGAGAGAAUUACGAGGAGCUUUACCUCUAGUUGUGUACAAUUACGUAAAGAGUUGUACAACUGCUAAAGAGAUCUGGAACAAUAUGAAUGAUAAGUGUCAAGGAAGUGAGAAGAAGAAAAUUAAUUCAGUUAAACAGUGCUUGGUUGUCCUUAAAGAUUUCAGACAAAAAGAAGGUGAAACAAUUGAAGCAUACUAUGAUCAUCUGAAUGAGUUAAUCUAUCGCUGCCAUCGCUAUGGAAUCACCAGGACUUCAAUGGAAUUCAAUCUCCUUUUUGUAAUUGGUCUUCGAAAAGAAUGGAGAAGCGUGAGUAUGAUGGUGAAGAAUCAACAAUGUUUUGAUACAUCAACUCUUAAUGAGUUGUACAAUCAGUUGAAGAUACAUGAAAAUGAAGUAAAUGAAAUAGGUGAGGAAUCGAAGCUAAGUUUGGGAGGUCUGUUAGCUUUAGUCUCAAAGAAGGCUAAGCAAACUGAGGUGAAAGGAAGUUUUGUGAGUAAAGCUGCUGGUGAGGAGAAGAAGAAGGUUGAGAAGAAUGAUUCGAAGGUGUUUGAGGGGAAGAAUGAGAAGAAGCUUAAAGGUGACUCAGGUGUAGAUUGUUACUACUGCAAUGGAGCUAAUCACCGUUCAAAUGACUGCAUGCUGAGAAAGAAGGAUGAAAGGAAGAAUUUAGUCAAAGAUGAAGCUUAUUACGCUGAGAAGAUUGAGGAGGUUCGUGCGAAAACAAAGAAUUUGUCGUUGAUAGCAACAGGUGAACAAGACGAAGCUGGAACCUAUCAAAUCUGA